UGUGAUAUCUGUGGUAAAUCAUUGUCUCACAGGAAUAGCUUAACUCAACACAAACGUAUUCAUACAGGGGAGAAACCAUAUCACUGUGAUAUCUGUGGUAAAUCAUUCUCUGAUGGUAGUCAUUUACCUCGACACAAACGGGUUCAUUCAGGAGAGAAACCUUAUCAUUGUGAUAUCUGUGGUAAAUCCUUCACUUCAGGAAGUAACUUGACAACUCACAAACACAUUCAUACAGGGGAGAAACCAUAUCACUGUGAUAUCUGUGGUAAAUCAUUCUCUGGAAAUAGCGACCUAACCACACACAAACGUAUUCAUACAGGGGAGGAACCAUAUUCCUGUGAUAUCUGUAGUAAAUCUUUCUCUCAAAGCAGCAGCUUAACUAAGCACAAGCGUGUUCAUACAGGCGAGAAACCAUAUCAAUGUGAUAUCUGUGGUAUAUCAUUCUCUCGAAACACUACCCUAACUACGCACAAACGUAUUCAUACAGGGGAGAAACCAUAUCACUGUGAUAUCUGUGGUAAAUCAUUCUCUCAAAAAACUACCCUAAUUAAACACAAACGUAUUCAUACAGGGGAGAAACCUUACCACUGUGAUAUCUGUGGUAAAUCAUUCUAUGAGGGCAGCAGCUUAACUACACACAAAUUAAUUCAUACAGGGGAGAAACCAUAUCGCUGUGAUAUCUGUGGUAAAUCUUUCUCUGAAAGCAGCAGCUUAACUAAACACAAGCGUAUUCACACAAGGGAGAAACCAUAUCACUGUGAUAUCUGUGGUAAAUCACUUCCUGAUGGUAGUAACUUAGCUUCUCACAAGUGUAUUCAUACAGGUGAGGAACCGUAUCACUGAUAUCUGCAGUAAAUCAUUCUCAUAAAAUCAUCACUUAAUUAAACACAAGUCCAUUCGUUAUGCAAAGGAUCCAUAGCACAGUGACAUUCCGUCAGAAGGUCAAGCUUGGACCUUAUAAAGAACUCUACACAUGAUAGAAACUAUAUGAAUGUGACAUCUAUAGCAAAUCUUUGACAUGAAAUCAUCCAUUAUUGAAUCAAAAGAGCAUUGACAGAGGAAGGAAAACAUAUCACUGUGAUGUUAAACCUGAAUCAUUCUUUCAAAAUGGUGAAUUGUUUGUACACAGUCCUAUUAAUAUGAAAGAUACAACUGUAACCUAAGCUAUUUGUGCUAAAUCAAUCUAUGAAAAUGGAUCAAUUAUUGAAAUGUAAAUGCAUUCAUACAGAAGAGGAACCACGAUGAUGAUGAUCCUCAUCAUUUAACAUUCUCCUAUUCAUGCUUCUGUGGAUCAGAUGGAAUUCAUUGAUGGAGAUUUUCUACAUCUGGGUACCUUUCUUGUGACCAAUCCUCACCUGUUUCCAAGCAAGGAAAUAUUUUCCCUGGUGAGACAUAUUUUACGCAGAGGACUGGAAGUGAACAACUGCACAAGUAUGACGGUCAUGAUGUCCCUUUACGAACAUCACAUAAUAUCUGGACAAGGGUACAUACACACACAC
Molecule: messenger RNA, 1499 nt
Organism: Octopus sinensis (East Asian common octopus)
Lineage: Eukaryota; Metazoa; Mollusca; Cephalopoda; Octopoda; Octopodidae
Product: zinc finger protein 675-like
Exons: 5
Biological process (GO): regulation of transcription by RNA polymerase II
Molecular function (GO): RNA polymerase II cis-regulatory region sequence-specific DNA binding; DNA-binding transcription factor activity
Source: RefSeq, a predicted model, not a curated record